AUAAAAAUAAUUGUAGCUUUAUUAAAAUUGUAUUUAAAUGAUCAACUUUUCUAGCAUUUAUCUAUUAGUGUGCAAAGCUGUCAGAAAUAAUAUUCAGUUGCAUAUCUCUCUGCGUUUACUCGAAAUUAUUUAAAAUUAUUUAAAUAUCAGAAACCACAUUCUACAGUACUAUCAAUUAUAGGACAUUAAGAUAAAACUAUGGAUAAUUGAUUAGUGUUGAUUAUACGUUUUUUUACUUUUGUUACAUGUUCUUGCCAUGAGAAUUCGUGAUAUUGCAAAGAUAAUUGCGGUCGAUACCGAUAUAAAUAAUACAGGUAAAAGGAGGGUAUUUUUAAAUUUGUAUCCUCAUUAUUUAAGUAUGUUUCGCAUAUCUUGUGCAUGCGGCCUUGAGGGAGCGCGUCGAUUGCUUUUGUAUGCCACGAGAUACAUGAACAUGUAACACAGAAGCAUAAGCGAUGCGUGCUUCACUCGUGCGAGGCCGCGUCACGCGACGACUUAUGGACAACGCAGUCGGUUCGUGAACUCGCGCGAAUGCGCGCGUUGCAAAGUGCGAUCCGAUCUGAGCGAAUAAGGAGAACAGCGCAAGAAAAAAGAGGUGCACUUCGACUCCGCCGAGGAUUAAUAAUCUCAACGAAUGAUAGGUCCGCAGCACGGAUAAAAAUGGAGCGGUCCAAUAAAAAAAUUUGGAUUAUUUCAAUCGUCGGUACGGUGAUAACGCUUCUCGGUGUAAUCACUGGAUCGCUUUGGCCUGUGAUAUAUGACUGGGUUCUUUUCAAGGUAUUGAUGCUGUCGCCAUCAUCCGUAAGUUACAACAUGUGGAAGGAGACUCCUAUUCCGAUGUACUUCAAAUUUUACAUGUUCAAUUGGACUAAUGCGGAACUGUUUCGUGCUGGUGUGAAACCACAUUUCGAAGAGAUGGGACCCUAUGUCUUUCGAGAAAUUGAUUAUAAGGUAAAUGAGGUGUGGAAUGACAACGACGGAACGGUCACUUUCCAAAGGAAGAAAAUAUGGUUGUUUGAGGAGUCGCUAUCCAACGGUAGUCUUUCCGAUAAAGUAACCAACUUAAAUCCAAUCGCUGUGACUAUUGGCUACACCGUGCGAAAAAGGCCUGGCUACAUACGUGCACUGACAAACGGAUUCAUGGUACGUCUAGGAGAGAAAUUAAUGCUGACUAAAUCCGUACGUGAAUUGUUAUUUGAGGGGUACGACGAUACGUUGCUGCGAAUUGCGCGAAAAAUGAAUGCGACCAGAUUACCGUACACUAAAUUCGGAUGGUUUUACGCGAGAAAUGACUCGGAGACUUACGAUGGCACAUUCAACAUAUUCACUGGGUCAACUAAUUUUUAUAGCAUGGGAAUAUCUAAAGAAUGGAACUUUAAGAGCAGAACAGAUUUUUACGAAGGCUCGUGCGGUGCAAUAGAUGGAUCGCUUGGUGAUUUAUGGCCGCCUUUGCCGAAUAAUGACACCGUGUCUAUAUUUGUCCCCGAUAUUUGCACAUCUUUGAAAUUAUCAUUCGAUAAUACAACGCAAUUUCAAGAGCUAAUGGGAAACAAAUAUGUCGGAACUGAGGAAAUGUUAGACAAUGGCGAAAUGGUGCCAUCAAGACGAUGCUACUGUCCUAAUGGAGAUUGCGGACCCAGCGGCACCUUAAAUAUCUCAUCUUGUAAAUUUGGUGCACCGGCGUUCGUUAGUAUGCCGCACUUUUACCUGGCGGAUCCGAGCUACAGAGAUGCUAUAACGGGCAUGUCGCCCGAUAAAGAAAAACACGAGUUAUUAAUGGUCGUAGAACCGGUCACAGGUAUCCCGAUGCAAGUCAAGGCACAACUGCAAUUAAAUCUAUUGGUCGAACCAGUGGAGCAUAUGUCACUGUUCCAAAAUAUAAGCAAGGUUUACGUUCCUAUGCUGUGGUUCACUCAAGAAACUAAUUUAACUGCCAGUUACGCGAGUCAAGUUAAGCUACUCUUGACGCUUUCGACACUCGGUAGUGUAACGUGCUUCGGAAUAGCGGGCAUUGGAGUUUUAAUAUUCUUCAUCGGGCUGUUUACUUAUAUCCGACAGAAGUGGCGAGGAGAAGAAGGUCAGGUGUUACUAUCCAAAUAUGACGCCGACACUGUGAACAAAAGUGAGGCGUAGUAUUAUUUUCUCUUACGUGCCAUUGAUUUAGGAUAUUUUUACUUCCUUUUUUUUACUUUAUCGCCUCUACAAUUGCAUUCAGGCUUCCCUUUUUUAAUUUGAAAACAUUUGUAGAGCUGAGACAAGACUGUCUUAUUGUCUUAGAGAUACUUGAUUGGAAAACAGGUAAUCUAUUGUAAAAAGUACAAAAGUGCCUACUUUAGCUAUUAGCAUAGUUAUGGACCCAACAAGUAAUCGAUACCAAUAAUGUCAUUCAUGCAAUAGAUAAGCUGUAAAUGUUAAACUGAAAGACAUAAAAGACAAUUUAUUUCUACGUUAUGCAAGAUGUAUAACAUAAUAUAAAUAUAAAUUGAAUAUAUAGUUUUAUUCGAUAUUGAAAUCUAUGCUGUAACUGAUACGGGAAAAUAAUGUUCAAAUCAUCUUUCUGAUUAGACAUAUAACGUGUUAAAGCGCAAUAUAGAACGAUAUAUCCGUUACUAUCGCUAACACUUUCUGUACUAAAGAGGCUAGUUGUGUUUUAGAUAUUAAACAUUUAAUUUUUCUUUAAAAUAAAGGAUUGUGAUCAACGACUAUUCCGCUUGCUAUUUAAGCAGUAACGGCUACCAUUUUGAAAACCAUGCUGUUAAUAUUUCUGUCUUUUAUAUAUCAUAUGCAGAAUGCUUUAUAUAUAAUUACAUUUUCAAAUGUAUAUUUUGAAGUAAUCGAUAAAGUACAGUAUCUUUAAUUUUGAUUUGCAAAUUUUAAAACUAAGUAAACAGAUAUAGGCAUGUAUAUGUAUUUUAACGAUUAGAGAAGUAUGAACGAAAUUGUAUUAUUUUUAAUUAUAUUAUAAUUAUCU
Molecule: messenger RNA, 2971 nt
Organism: Ooceraea biroi (clonal raider ant)
Lineage: Eukaryota; Metazoa; Arthropoda; Insecta; Hymenoptera; Formicidae
Product: protein croquemort
Cellular component (GO): cytoplasm; membrane
Molecular function (GO): scavenger receptor activity
Source: RefSeq, a predicted model, not a curated record